Molecule: messenger RNA, 3291 nt
Organism: Labrus mixtus (cuckoo wrasse)
Lineage: Eukaryota; Metazoa; Chordata; Actinopteri; Labriformes; Labridae
Gene: fibinb
Product: fin bud initiation factor b
Exons: 1
Coding region: 458-1081 (207 amino acids)
Source: RefSeq, a predicted model, not a curated record
GAGGGGCUGUAAUUUGAGAGUCAGCAGAGAGGUAUUAUUAGCCAAAAACCCGGAGCGCGGCACUUGAGACAUCCAGAUGUUGCGUUUGAGGCACCAAGUGAAGUCGGGUGAAGGCUACAACUGUUUUCCACGCUGAAACAAACUUUCAUACAUCACUUUCCUGCUCUUCGACAGUGAUGGGAGCUGGCAGGCUCGAUUAAAGGAAGACAAGUGAGGCUGUUAAAGACAUUUUCAAGCCUUGUUUUUUAAUCACCCGGGUGGACAUAGUGUGUCUGUUUAAUAUAGGGAGUAUUGAGAAGUAAAAAGCUACAACAAAGCCUGAACUAACUGCGCAGUUUGGACGUCAUAAACCUGACUGAAAUGUUUGUGUUUCUACGCCGGGUUGGAAUUAAAUAGUUCUCCAGGUUGACACUUUUUGAUACAAACUUCUGUGGUAUUUCUUAUUUCUUGGAGCAUCAUGGCUUUUAUUCACUUGCUCCUGUGCGCCGGGAUGUUAUCACUGCCGAUGUGUGGAGCGUUUUUCAACGGACCAUUACAACCGGAGAUGUCCAAUGGCACUUUUCAUCAUUAUUUCGUGCCGGACGGCGACUAUGAGGAAAACGACGACCCGGAGAAGUGCCAAAUGCUUUUUAAAAUGACCGAUGAAAGAAAGUGCGGACUCCCUGAGGACCAGGACGCUGUCAUACGGGAUGAUUUCACUAUCAUCAAGAGGCAGAUUGAGGACUCGGCCAGGGUGCUGGAGGGCAUCGGGAAAAGCAUCUCGUACGACCUGGACGGAGAGGACAGCUACGGGAAAUAUCUGCGGAGGGAGACGGCGCAGAUAAGUGAGGCGUUUACAAACUCGGAGAAGUCUCUGCUAGAGCUCGAGGUGAAAUUCAAGCAGAGCCAGGAGAGUGAGCUGAAAGAGGAGCACCGGCUCAACGACGACUUUCUCAACAUGAUAGUGCACACGCGGGACGUCCUGAAAGACACCUUGGACAUUUCUCUGGGACUCAAGGACAAGCACGAGCUCCUGUCUUUGAUCAUCCGCAGCCACGGCACGAGACUGAGUAGACUGAAGAACGAAUACAUGAAAUACUGAAUGAGAAUCGGACCCUGAACGUCUCAUUAUAGUGUUUUUAUUACCUUUUUCUUUUUUUUUUAACUUUCAUAUGAUGGAGUGUGACCAUGAGGCAGAGGCAGGUGUGAAGAAUGAUAGCAAUCAUAUCAGGGAUUUAAAAAAAAAAAAAAAAAAGCUUAACCAUGCACCUAAAGUACAAAGAUAUUUCCUCCUUUAACUCCAGAGCAGCAACUUAAGGUUCUGGACCCAUCCAGUGGGUCCAAAUAUUAGAUCUGGGGUCACAAGAUAGAACAGAAUUUAUUAUUUUCCAGCAAUUAUUUUUCUCUCUCACUUUUCUGUCUCACUCUCACCUUUGCUUUUUUCCUCAUCCAGGAAACUUGCAGGUCACACAAAACAUUGAAAAUCACAGCUGUAGAGAUAAUGUUGUGUUUAGUUGUAUUAUCUUUGAGCUAUAGGCCAAUUAGAUGACAAAACUGCAAUUUUUCCAAUAUAAACACAGUGCCAAUACUUCCUAUUGAUAACUUGCUUUUAUGGUCAUAUAAGGGCGCCAUGUGUCAAAAUCCAAGAAAAUUUAAAUUUAAACAUAAGAAAAACUAAAACAGCACCAUUCACAUCCAUUGCUGUCUUUGCAUAUAUAUCGUAGAUACGUUACGUAACACCCUUGAAAUAUAAAAAAGAUGACUAUGCUGAAUGCUUAUAGUAAAUUACUUUAUCAAGGUCUUUUUUUUUACACUAAUCUUACUCUAAAAAUCUGGCUCUUUAUUUAAUAUUACCCAUUUUGAACAUCCUCUCUUAUAGCAUCUGCAGUUUGCUACGACCACAUGAUGAUGAAAUAUCCUGAGAAAAAAAAAACAUGGAGAUAUUGUAAAUGGAUAAAAGAACCAGAGAGGAAUGCAGACUUUAUUUCUGAAACGAAAAAGAAAUUCCAGCAAACCUAACUCACUAAAUCAAAUCAAAGUACCUCAUCAAAUCGACAGAAAAGGCCAUAAAAAUCCAACAUUGCCAUAAAAUGGUCGUGUUCAAUGAUUUGUGAUGCACCCUCAGAUAUUAAAGAGAUAACCACCACAGUAUAAGAGGUAUAAAAAAAAUCUAUAGACAAUCAUCUGAGGGUCAAAACUGUCACUCAGAGCGACCACUGUAUUAUUACUAGAGUAUUACAUAUAAUGAAAGCACACCAAUGGUGCCUGUCGCUAUAUUUAAAUGUGUUAAUCCAAAGUACAGUAAUCAUUUUUUAGUUAAAGUAUUGCCUUAAUGUAAGUUAAACAUUAAUGAUACAGUGGCCAAUCAAUAGGCUACACUAAACUGCCUCUUUUAAAUGGUCCUUUGUGGUUAGUGCAUUGAAUUGACCUGUCAGCAGUCACAGGUUUAGGUGGCUUUGUGUGUCUGUGUGCGUGUGUAUGUUUAAAACAACGGCUUCAAAGAUGAGUCAGCCAAUUAAAAGUGAGAACAGUUUACUGUCGUCAGAUGAAGGGUUUUUCCAAACUUCAUUCAGUCCUAAGUAAGCAGUGAGGAGAGAGUCUUGGAGAUUAUUUUGGCAUUUUCACUUGAGAAAUAAAUUAUUUUUCAACACUUUGGACAGGCUAUGUGUCAGCGUCCAUAUUUACUAGUGAAUGAUGUACUUUUGGUUUCAUUUAGACUCAAAAAGUUGAAUUAACGAGUUUUGGAAAACCUUUCAUAGAAGCAUAGGAGCUGACAUAAUGGACCUCAUGUAGCUUUGUUUAAAUCUCCCAACAUGAGUUUCUAUUAUUGUUGCUCUUCUCUGACCAUCCACAUGAAUGUUUCUACAAAUAUCAAAUAAUGUUUACAUAUGGACAUCUAUCGGUUGUAUUAUCUUGCUUUAUAGGCUGGCAGACUUUGCACAAUUCUUCACUGGUUCAGGUGCUAAAGGUUGUGACAUGGUUUAACAUGCAAGGCCUUUACUGUGCAGCUUAUGCAGAGGCGGUAUAAUCUUGUAUUGUACAGUGUAUUAUCAGAAAUAAGUAAAUACUGUGAGUGCUUAUAUCUUUAUUACAGAACACAUUGAUAUGUAUGAGUUGUUUGUAUAAAGCUUUGAAAUAGAGCGGCAUUUAUCUAUUCUUGUCUACCUUCGGAAUACAGUAUUGGGUGAUAAUAAUUUGACAGAUAAGACUGCAGGCAGCACUCGUGGACUUCAAUGUCAAACAGAAAUAUGUGUGAAAAUAUUAACAGAUUGUGUUGUGUCUUCUCAAAUAAAGAAGUUGUGUAUAAAGUUC